AAUAAGGAAUCUGGACGGAUGGAUGGAAGGAAGACUAGCUGAAUGGAUGAAAGCACACAUGCAUAGGUGCAUGCAUUCAUGAAAGAAUGAGUAAACGAGUUAAUGAAGGAAAGAAUGAAUGAAUGGGAUGUGCUGUGAGCUGCGCCCCAGUCAGGUGGAUUUACCGACGCUAUUUGAACUCCCUAUCUGGCAGGAUGCUGGAGGCCCCCGGGCCCGAGGAGUUGGAGCCGGGCUUCGAGACACCGUGCGCGAGGCUCUGCCACGCGCAGCGCGUCCUGCAGACCCUCAAUGCAUACCGGCGAAACGGCAUUCUCACCGACGUGGUGCUGCGCGCCGGUGGCCGUGACUUUCCGUGCCACCGCGCCGCGCUCAGCGCGGGCAGCGCCUACUUCCGUAGCCUGUUUGCGGCCGCGCGACCGGAGCGCGGCCCAGCCGUGGUGCCCGUAAUACCCGUGGAACCAGAGGGGCCGAACGCCGGGCCGGGCUCGGGUCCUGCCGGGGCGGCAGCGGCCGCGGCGCUGGCGGUGGUGCUCGACUACGUGUACGGAGCGGGCGUGCGGCUGCGCGCCGAGGACGAGGCGGCCGCGGUUCUGGCGCUGGCUGAGCGGCUGGGCGUGGCGGGCUUGCGCGAGGCCUGCGUGCGCUUCCUCGAGGGUCGCCUGCGCGCCGCCAACAGCCUGGCGCUGCGCCGCGUAGCCACCGCCUUCUCGCUCGCGUCUCUGGCCGAGCGCUGCAGCCACGUGCUGCGCCAGGCCUUCUCCGAGGUGGCGCACUACGCUGACUUCCUGGAGCUGGCGCCCGACGAGGUGGCGGCGCUGCUGGCCGACCCGGCGCUGGGAGUGGCGCGGGAGGAGGCCGUGUUCGAGGCGGCCAUGCGCUGGGUGCGCCACGAUGCGCCGGCCCGCCGCGGGCAUCUGCGGCGCCUGCUGGAACACGUGCGCCUGCCGCUGCUGGCGCCCGCCUACUUCCUGGAGAAGGUGGAGGCUGACGAGCUGUUGCAGGCCUGCGGCGAGUGCCGCCCGCUGCUGCUCGAGGCCCGCGCCUGCUUCAUCCUGGGCCGUGAGGCCGGUGCGCUGCGGGUCCGGCCGCGGAGAUUCAUGGACCUAGCUGAAGUGAUCGUGGUCAUCGGCGGCUGCGACCGCAAGGGGCUCCUGAAGCUGCCCUUCGCGGAUGCCUAUCACCCAGGGAGCCGACGCUGGACCCCGCUGCCCAGCCUGCCGGGCUACCCGCGUUCGGAGUUCGCGGCCUGCGCCCUCCGCAAUGACGUCUACGUCUCUGGAGGCCACAUCAACAGUCGUGAUGUGUGGAUGUUUAGCUCCCGUCUGCAUACCUGGAUCAAAGUGGCUUCACUGCACAAGGGCAGGUGGAGGCACAAGAUGGCAGUUGUGCAGGGGCAGCUGUUCGCCGUGGGCGGCUUUGACGGCCUGCGGCGCCUGCGAAGCGUGGAGCGCUACGACCCUUUCUGCAACACCUGGGCGGCGGCCGCGCCCCUCCCGGAGGCGGUGAGCUCGGCGGCGGUGGCGCCCUGCGCGGGCCAGCUCUACGUGAUCGGGGGCGCGGGCCAGGACGGCGUCAACACCGACAAGGUGCAGUGCUUCAACCCCAAGGAGGACCGGUGGAGCCUGCGGUCACCAGCCCCCUUCUCACAGCGGUGUCUCGAGGCUGUCUCCUUCGAGGACACCAUCUAUGUGGUGGGGGGCCUCAUGAGCAAAAUCUUUACCUACGACCCUGGCACAGAUGUCUGGGGAGAGGCAGCUGUCCUCCCCAGCCCUGUGGAGAGCUGCGGUGUGACUUUGUGUGAUGGGAAGGUCCACAUCCUUGGCGGGCGGGAUGAUCGUGGGGAAAGCACCGAUAGGGUGUUCACCUUUGACCCCAGCAGUGGGCAGUUGGAAGCCCAGGCAUCCCUGCAACGCUGCACCAGUUCCCAUGGCUGCAUCACCAUUGUCCAGAGCCUAUGCAGGUGACUUGGACGACCUGAGCCAGGAGGCAGAAAGGGCAAGGGGACUCAGGUGCACCACUCUUCCCACUUCACGGCACCGUCAUGUAAAUAACCUCUUAACUUAUUGCCCCCUUUUUGUGUUCAAAUAAAUAAUUUUUCAAGGGUUGUGUUCCAG
Molecule: messenger RNA, 2114 nt
Organism: Choloepus didactylus (southern two-toed sloth)
Lineage: Eukaryota; Metazoa; Chordata; Mammalia; Pilosa; Megalonychidae
Gene: KLHL35
Product: kelch like family member 35
Exons: 6
Coding region: 123-1964 (613 amino acids)
Molecular function (GO): protein binding
Source: RefSeq, a predicted model, not a curated record